Leptopilina boulardi is the source of this 1509-nucleotide messenger RNA. Its product is annotated as venom acid phosphatase Acph-1-like. Lineage: Eukaryota; Metazoa; Arthropoda; Insecta; Hymenoptera; Figitidae. The record is from RefSeq and is a predicted model, not a curated record. The coding region runs from base 317 to 1420 and encodes 367 amino acids. Gene Ontology annotation, molecular function: phosphatase activity. The transcript is spliced from 6 exons. Gene Ontology annotation, biological process: dephosphorylation.
AGUUUUCCAAUAAAUUUGGCUGCUGUAUAGUGAUAAUAAGAAAAUAAUGUGACUUAGAAGGAAAAAAAAGAAUUUCGUAUUUUAUUUUUUUUAUAUUCAUUAUCAAAUUUUUUUUUUUUAUUAAUAAUGGAUAAUUUUUUUUUCAAUUAAUUAUUGUUAAUUUUAAUUAUAUAUGAAUUAGUAAAAUAUAGUAAAAAAAAUUGUCAAAUAUUACUACCAGAAUAAUUAAAUGAUUUAUUUAAUAUAAUUUUAUUUCUAAUUUCUAAUUAAAAUUUUUUUUUUUCUUUUAAAAUUCUAAAGAUUUUAAAUAAAGAACAUGUUGUUAGUUACGUAUUUUGUAUUAAAGUUAUUAAUUAUUGUUUCUAUUAUUGAUUGUGUAUUAUGUUUUAAAAAUGAUUCUAAUUUUGAAGUUAAAUUAGUUAAUGUGAUAUUUAGACAUGGAGAUCGUACACCAGAAUGGGUGUACCCUAAUUUAAAAGGCAUCAAUCAAAGUUAUUAUCCUGUGAAGUUGGCAGCAAUGACCAAUAAAGGAAAAUUGCGUUCAUAUAAAUUUGGAGAAUUACUUCGUUUAAUGUACAACGAAUUUUUAGGAACUACUUAUAUUGAAGAUGAAAUUUAUGCACGAAGUACUAAUUUUGAACGUACAAAAAUGACUCUACAACUCGUCUUAGCUGGUUUAUAUCCUCCAAAUGAAUUGCAAAAAUGGAAAAAUAAUUUAAAUUGGCAACCUAUUCCAAUAAAUUAUGUUCCAGAGGGACAAGAUAUUCUUCUUAAUCGUGUAUAUAUUUGUAAUUCAAGUAAAGAAGAACAUAAUAAAGUUUUACAAUUACCAGAAGUAAAAAAAAAAUUGAAGAGUUAUGAAAAUUUAACUCAAAAUUUAACACAAUUAACUGGAAUAAAUAUAACGACAACUAGAGAUAUUUUUACACUUUACUGUGAUCUUAUAUGUUUAAAAUUUAUGGAUUUUGAAUUACCAUCAUGGGUUAAUGAAUAUUUAGAUAAUAGCCAAUUUUUAGAAGCAGCAUUAACAAGAUUGGAAAUUUUAAAUUACAAUAAACGUUUACAACGAAUCAAUUCAGGACCUUUAGUUCAAAAAAUUAUGAAAGACAUGUCAGAUGCAGUCAAUAACAAAAAGAAGGAAAAAAUUUUUUUAUACAGUAGUCAUGAUAUUAAUAUUUAUGGUUUAUUAGCUGCAUUGAAUCUUGUUGAACCGCAUGCACCAGAAUUUUCCAGUGCUGUAAUUAUAGAACUUCUACAAUUGAAUAACAAUUACUUUGUAAAAAUAUUACAUUACUUGGGAGUACCACAUGAAAUAAGGGAAUUACAAAUUCCAAACUGUACUUCACCUUGUCCGUUAGAUAAUUUUUUAUAUUCGAUAUUGGACAUUUUUCCAUCUGAUGAUGAAAUUAAUUGUUUAUAGAUCUGUAUUAUAAAUAAUUUGAUUGUGAGAAAUUUUUUUUUUAUUGUGUUAUACGUCUUAAAAAUAGAGAAAUAACUAAACAAACAAAA